Hirundo rustica (Barn swallow) is the source of this 2048-nucleotide messenger RNA. Its product is annotated as suppressor of cytokine signaling 1-like. The coding region runs from base 509 to 1192 and encodes 227 amino acids. Gene Ontology annotation, biological process: phosphatidylinositol phosphate biosynthetic process. Gene Ontology annotation, cellular component: phosphatidylinositol 3-kinase complex. Gene Ontology annotation, molecular function: 1-phosphatidylinositol-3-kinase regulator activity. The record is from RefSeq and is a predicted model, not a curated record. The transcript is spliced from 3 exons. Lineage: Eukaryota; Metazoa; Chordata; Aves; Passeriformes; Hirundinidae.
AGAAGGAGAAGUCUUGAGAGCUGGAGUAGCAGGGCAGAAGAGUGUGGGCCAGAACAGAUUGGGUCACAAUUAGGAUAACUCAGCAGUGAAUGGAUACCUACGUGGUGUCAAAUAAGAUACUCUAAAUGUUGUGCUUUGUAUUCGGCACAAGUUGGGACUUUGCUGUUCUGAAUCCUUAGGUUUAUUCCUGUUGCCAUAAUCUCUUAACAUUUGGGGUUUAUGGUUCCUGCUUCUGGAAGAUGAUGGCAACUUUAUGGUCUUUCCGUUUGUCCUUGUGCCACCGGUGAGCUGCCUGGACCUAAUCAGCUCAUGGCUUUGAUGGAUUUGCUCUGUAGUAAAGCCGUGCAAAAACUGGGAAGUGCUGCAUCAGAGCUUUUGAAUUUGGACCACUUCCAGUCCUGACAUCCAGAAACUCAUCCCUAUGAAUGGCAAAGACAAAGGGGCUGGAUGCAAAGGAGGAAGCAUGGUAAAGGCAGAAUCAUUCCAGGAUUCAUGGGCUCUUUGAGAGAUGAUCAGAGGGAGGCCAGAUGAUCUGCACAACACACACACCACUGUCUCUCAUCUGCAAAGGCAGCAUCGGAGCGUUCUCCCCGGUCCCGCACCACCCGGCUUGCCUGAUCGUUUCCGGAUGUUUCGAAGCUGCGAGUGGGAAGUCCUGGAGCGAUCCCUCAAUAUCCUCCAGGCCAGUGACUUCUACUGGGGCCCCUUGUCUGUGGGGGAGGCUCAUGCCAAGCUCCAGCGGGAGCCCGUAGGCACCUACUUGGUGCGGGACAGCUCGCAGGGGAACUGCUUGUUCAGCCUGAGCGUGCGGAUGCCCACGGGGCCUGUCAGCCUUCGAAUCUCUUUCCAGAAGGGCUAUUUCCGCCUCAAGAACUGGUUUUCAGACUGCGUGGUCCGGCUGCUGGAGCUGGUGGUGGCAGGGACCCGGAACAACCCCUUGCACUUUGAUGAGAUGGGGGGAACUCCCCUGGUCUUCUCUGAGCCCUUGUGCCGGAGCCGCCGGGCAGUGCCUACGCUGCAAGAACUGUGCUGCCGGAGACUCCCUGCCGGUGCCAUGACGGAGGACAGAGCAGGGCUGGGGGGCUCCUUGGGGAUGUGUUUGAGGGAAGAAGCCUUCUCACCCCUGGACAGAAGGGGAGGAUCAGAAGGGAACGUUGGCCCCAGCCCUUCUCUGUGCCGGGCUGGAAGAUGAUGCCACGAAGGGAGAUGCCUCUUUUAUGGCUGUGCUGGUGGGAUGUGCGCCACACCAGUGAGGCUGGACUGGUUGCUGGGAGAGGAAAGGGGAGGGCAGAGGGAACAGAGCUUGAACCCGGGUGGCUGUGACAGGUGUGUCCUCAUACAUACACAGUGAGUGUGACUUUACCCAGACAUGCCUGGGGUAAAGCCAGACCUGAAGAGCACUUUUCCACUGCCACCAAGUUCUGCUCUUUGCUCCAUUUAUAACUUAAAAGCUUCAGAAAAAGGUGAGUUGCCUGUCCUCCCGUGUCAGCCCUGUGUUCUCUUCUACCCCAAAGUGAUUGAGCUCAUUUCUGCCUCAAAUCUGCCCUUGUGGAGUGCAGCUGGGUCCAGUCCCACAGCAGUGCAGCUUGGACAUCAAUGGGCGUGACCCUUGUGCUGACCCAUGAAGCUGUGGUGGAGCAAGAGCUCGUUUCGCUCCUUGAAGCACAAAUGUGAUGCCUGUUACUUCAGAAGCUGGUGUUUCCACCAAGUGAAACCAUUGCAGCCAUGUACGAUACAUGCAGCUUCACUGGCUUUUGCAUUGCUUUAUUUGGUUGGAUUUCUGAGAGUGAAGAUGGGUUAUGCUGUACUUAAGGGCAUGGCAUUCCUGCAGAGAUAACUCUGGUGUGGAGAGUUGUAUCUGCCCUGGGAGGGUGUGAAGAGAUGGGGUCCUGCACCCUGUCUUAAGAUCGUCUGAUAGUGUACUGCUGCCAUCUGUUGAGCAUCAGAAGAUACUUUGGUUUUGCCUCUGAAAGGGCAAGGAAUUUUUUUAUAAUUUUUUUAUAUAAACUUCUAAAAUUGAAAUAAAAUUUUUAUAUUGAUUUUUAAAA